AUGCCGCCUAAAGGUAAAUCCUCUCGAGGCCGCGGAGGUGGCGCUACCACCAGAAGAGUGGCCGCCGGAGGAGGCCAAACCAGCAGACAAGAAGCCGCCGGAGGUGGCGCAAACACCAGACAAGUAGCCGCCGGAGGUGGCCAGGCGCUACCACAAGAAGCUGCAGGAGGAGGCGAGACCAGCAGACCAGUAGCCUCUCGAGCUCGAGCCAAAACUUCGUUGGUCACAGACCACCAGUCACUGCGAGUGGAGUCGGAACAUCUUCUCACUCGUCGAACCCAUCCUCGGCAGACUCCUCCUCUCAAUAGACAGACUCCUCCUCUCAAUAGACAGACUCCUCCUCCUCAGCCGCAGCAUCAACCACAGUCUCCUCAAACCCAGCCUCUACCGGAACCUGAUGCGAAUCACCAAGUGCUACCUGAAAACGAAGACCUUGUAGAGGAAGAGAUCGAUGAUGUAGGACAAGAAGAUAACGAAGAAAACCCUAAUCCUGGGGAAGACUACCAAGAUAUGCUGGAUCGUUUGCUAGCUCUUCCAGGCUGA
This is a messenger RNA of Arabidopsis lyrata subsp. lyrata, 543 nucleotides long. Its product is annotated as myocyte-specific enhancer factor 2A. NCBI's taxonomy places the organism in Eukaryota, Viridiplantae, Streptophyta, Magnoliopsida, Brassicales, Brassicaceae. The transcript is spliced from 2 exons. The record is from RefSeq and is a predicted model, not a curated record. Bases 1 to 543 code for a protein of 180 amino acids.